AUGGAAAAUGUUUCUAUCGUUAGAAAUUUCAUUCUGGUCGGUUUCAACGAGUCAUUUAGUUACAGAAUAACGCUCUUCUCACUCACUUUACUGUAUUACUAUAUGAUUCUGUUUUUCAACAUCUCCAUCAUCGCCAUUAUUAUCUUAGAUGAAGACCUGCAUGAACCGAUGUACAUCUUGUUGUGCAGUUUUUGUGUUAAUGGACUUUACGGGACCACUGGUUUCUAUCCUAAAUUUCUUUUCGAUCUGCUGUCGCCUGCUCCUGAAAUCUCCUAUUCAGGAUGUCUCCUCCAGGCUUUUGUCAUGUACUCGUUUGCCUGCUGUGAGUUGUCCAAUCUGGCAGUUAUGGCCUAUGACAGGUACCUGGCUAUAUGUCGACCGCUGCACUAUCACUCUCUGAUGUCCAAGAGGAGGCUCUCUCAGCUGGUGUGUUUCUCCUGGCUCACACCUUUCUGUGCUUUCUCCAUCAAUGUCGGGCUAACGUCCAGACUGAAGCUGUGUGGCGCAAACUUACAGAAACUCUUUUGUGUGAACUGGGUCAUCGUUAAACUCGCCUGCUCUGAAGCCGACACAUUUUCAAACCAGACAGUUUCAUACAUAAUAAUUUUAUUCUAUUUCUUUCAUGGGGUUUUCAUCAUUUGGACAUACAUGCAUAUUAUUAAAACUUGUGUGAGAUCCAAAGACGACAGUAGAAAGUUCAUGCAGACGUGUCUGCCCCAUUUUAUUUCUAUGAUGACGUUCAUUGUUGUGAUAGUUUUUGAUUUGAUGUACAUGCGGUUUGGCUCCACAGAUUUGCCUCAGGGCCUUCAAAACUUCAUCGCUAUAGAAUUUCUCCUCAUUCCUCCGCUCCUGAAUCCUCUCAUAUACGGAUUCAAACUGACCAAAAUACGAAAUAGAAUUCUGUUAUUAAUUCAAGGUGGAAGAAUAUGA
This is a messenger RNA of Limanda limanda (common dab), 930 nucleotides long. RefSeq names its product olfactory receptor 6N1-like. Gene Ontology annotation, biological process: G protein-coupled receptor signaling pathway. Lineage: Eukaryota; Metazoa; Chordata; Actinopteri; Pleuronectiformes; Pleuronectidae. Bases 1 to 930 code for a protein of 309 amino acids. Gene Ontology annotation, cellular component: membrane. The transcript has a single exon. The record is from RefSeq and is a predicted model, not a curated record. Gene Ontology annotation, molecular function: olfactory receptor activity; G protein-coupled receptor activity.